AUGACGAGUCUCACCGCUACCGUGUCAACGCCGGCACAGGUGCCGCGCGUGCCCAUCCCCGCCAACGGAGUCGACUAUCGCGGCAAGAUUGUCCUCGCACCCAUGGUUCGAUCAGGCGAACUCCCAUCGCGUCUCUUAGCUCUACACUACGGCGCCGACCUUGUCUGGGGCCCUGAGACAAUCGACCGCGCUCUAAUCGGUGCUGUACGACAAGUGAAUCCGCGCAACGGCACUGUCGAAUUUACCCGCUACCCCUCCAACGGCGGCCGCACCGAAAAAGCAACAAAGGCAUCUGUCAUCUACCGCAUCGACCCAGCCCGCGAGAAAGACCGUCUCGUCUUCCAGCUCGGUUCUGCCGAGCCUGAACUCGCCGUUCAAGCCGCCCGCGUCGUCGCCGGCGACGUCUCCGGCAUCGAUCUGAACUCCGGCUGCCCCAAGCCCUUCAGCACACACUGUGGCAUGGGUGCCGCUCUCCUCAAAACCCCCGACAAGCUCGUCGCCAUCCUUGAAGCCCUCGUCCGCGAAGUCGGCACCCCCUUCAACAUUGGCAUCUCCGUCAAAAUCCGCAUCCUCUCCACCGCCGAAGAAACCGAAGCUCUCAGCUUAACCGUCCACUGCCGCACAACCCCCAUGCGGCCGCGCGAGCGUGCAAUCCGCGACCAACUCCGCAUGAUCGCCGACAUCUGCCACAAAGCCGGCGUCGCGUGCGUAAUGAAUGGCGACGUAACAAGCCGGGACGAAGGGCUUGCGCUGAUGCAGGAAUACGGCGUGGACGGCGCCAUGAUCGCCACCGCUGCCGAGGCGAAUUCCUCAUGCUUCCGCUCCGAGGCGGCCGGCGGACUCGCGGACUGGGAUGAGGUCGCACGUGAGUACAUGCGCUUCUGCAUCGAGAGCGAGAACAAGUUCAAUAACACCAAGUACCUGCUUAACAUGCUUGUGCCCGGGAAGCACAAGGAGUUCCGGAAGCCGGAGAACAGCCGCACCUACGCCGAUACAUGUCGGUGUCUGGGCUUCGAGGAGCUUAUCCCCGCUGCCAUUCCGCUAGAUGAGCGGCUGGGGUUGGCAGAGCGGUGGUCGGAGAAGUGGCUGGAGCAACCGGAGGAGAAGAAGCAUAGUGAGGAGAAGGCCAAGGCUGUCCAAAAUGCUAUGCAGAAUAAUGAGACGGCUCGGGCUGCGGGCGGGGAGACGAGGGUUAAGUCUACGCCUGUGCCGGCGCAUACAGGUGGUCCAAUUCGGACUACGUCGAAGCCUGCACCUGUGAAGACUGGGAAGCCGAAGGGUCCUGAACCGGAGGGCCCGGCUGAUCUUCCUGUUCCUUCUGAGGUUGUUCAACAGUCUCAGGUGACGGCGUAG
Molecule: messenger RNA, 1353 nt
Organism: Penicillium chermesinum
Lineage: Eukaryota; Fungi; Ascomycota; Eurotiomycetes; Eurotiales; Aspergillaceae
Product: tRNA-dihydrouridine(20) synthase (NAD(+))
Exons: 2
Coding region: 1-1353 (450 amino acids)
Biological process (GO): tRNA dihydrouridine synthesis
Cellular component (GO): cytoplasm
Molecular function (GO): tRNA dihydrouridine synthase activity; flavin adenine dinucleotide binding
Source: RefSeq, a predicted model, not a curated record